Postia placenta MAD-698-R-SB12 is the source of this 963-nucleotide messenger RNA. RefSeq lists its product as hypothetical. The record is from RefSeq and is a predicted model, not a curated record. Lineage: Eukaryota; Fungi; Basidiomycota; Agaricomycetes; Polyporales; Adustoporiaceae. The coding region runs from base 1 to 963 and encodes 320 amino acids. Gene Ontology annotation, cellular component: RNA polymerase II transcription regulator complex. The transcript has 2 exons. Gene Ontology annotation, molecular function: transcription cis-regulatory region binding; DNA-binding transcription activator activity, RNA polymerase II-specific.
AUGUUGGGACACACCCCAUAUCACCCUCCUCCUCCUCAGCAGCCCGCCCCCCCGUCUGCGCCGCCCCCGACCACCAUCAACCCCGCUGAUGCCAGCACCGCCUCGUCCCAGUCCCACCAGCAGCAGCACCAACAACAGCAGCACCAACCACAGCCUCCAGGCACGUUCCAAACCCUCCGCUUGCGCGAUGACCCUCCGCCCGUGACUCAGCCGACCUCGACGCGCCGCAAACGCAAGACCCCCCCAUCUGCCAAUGCUGAGCAGCACAACAUCCAGUCAGCACCCCCGGGCCCGCCACCAGGUCCUCCAGGGCCCCCGCCCGGCAUGCACCCUGGCCCACCACCUCCCGGCAUGCCGCCGCAUGGACUCCCGCCGCCGCACACACUUGUCCCUCCACCCCACCUGGGCGGUCCACCAUUUACGCCAGGGUACUCGUACCCACCGCCCCCAGGCGAUUUCACGCCGGGCGGCAUGCCCCCGCCGCCCCCACACCCCCAGGGGCCGCUUCCCCAUGACGGGCAGUCACCACCCGAAUCACCCGCAGGACGCACACUGAGCCAGAGCAAGCGGGCGGAGCAGAACCGGAAGGCUCAGCGUGCAUUCCGCGAGCGGCGAGACCAGCACGUCAAGGCACUCGAGUCGCGCUCGCAGCUGCUCGACGCCGCACUCGCGUCUGCGGACGAGGCAAACCGCCGCUGGGAGGAAUGUCGUGCGCUUGUGGACAGCUUGCGCAUAGAGAUAGGGUCGCUACGGGGGCAUAUCUCGACGCUGCAGAGAGAGAACUCGGAUCUGCGGAACGCACUGGGCGCGGCUGGGAUCGAUGCGAACGGAAUCGUGCCUCCACCCACGAUGCCCGGAUCGGAGCAGCAUAUGAUGGAUAACGGGCAGCAUCGCCCACCUGAUGGACAGCAGGCGCAACAGCAGCAAGCAGGAGAGGCGAUAGAGAGCGAGAAGAAAGACUGA